UGUGAGGUAUCCACCAUCUGCAAUUAAAGAAGUUACAGUUCAGACAGCUCAUGAAAAGACCAGGCAGUGCUUACUUUCUGAAGUUAUUUUACCAACCCCUACACCUACCAUUGAUCAUGCAUAUAGCUUAAACAGGAUUUCUGAUUCAUAUGAGUCCAAAGACCAGGCGUGUCAAACAAUACUGACUGGUGAUGACAUUGAUAGAUUGAUUAGUUUGGAAAAAAACAGAGAUGUUCUUUUAAGGGAGGAAGUGGUAGACAUUGUGACAAAAAAUGAUGAAAAUGUAAAGAAGUAUACUGGAGUGCCAUGUAAAUCUCAACUAAUUGGAAUAUUUGAAGUAUUAGAUGAAGCUGAACCAAAAGUGAAGUAUUGGUCUGGUAAACAGUCUACUGAAGAUGUCAACUACCAGAGUUUAGACAGAUGCAAGAGUGGACCACCGAGAAAACUUUCCAAAUUCCAUGAAUAUAUUCUGACACUUAUGAAACUACGUCUUGCUAUAUUAUCAUUUGUUUUGGGUGAUUUGUUUGGUGUAUCGGAAUCAAGAGUUUCUCAGAUAUUUACCACAUGGAUAAAUUUAAUGCAUAUGGUUUUGACACCUUGCAUUAAGUGGCCAUCUAGACGUAACAUUAAGAAGUAUAUGCCAAGAUCAUUUCAGACCAGUUUUCCCAAAACUACUGGAAUAAUUGACUGUACAGAAAUGUUUAUUCAGAAACCAAAAUCACCUACAGCUCAAAGUAGAACGUACAGUUCAUACAAAUCGCAUAACACUUUCAAAUGUCUUGUUUGUAUAACUCCAUCAGGAGCAUUUUCAUUUAUCUCUGAUUUGUGGGGUGGUAACACUUCAGACAGAUACAUCACAGAGCACAGUGGCUUUCUUGACUCGAUUAAACCUGGUGACGAAAUAAUGGUGGACAGAGGAUUCACUAUUCGUGAUCUAUUGACUGAUCGAAGGGCAACAUUAGUAAUUCCUCCAUUUACAAAGAAAUGUAAAUGGGAAAAGGGGAAACGACUCUCUGCAGCAGAUGUUGUUAAGACUAAAUCUAUUGCCAAACAUAGAAUCCAUGUGGAAAGAUCAAUUCGAAGGCUAAAACUGUUUCGUAUGUUGUCUCAGGUGAUGGACAUUAAAUUUAAACCAUUGGCCAAUCAAAUGGUCAAACUCAGUGGAUUCGUUUGUAACUAAGAUAAGCCACUAGUAACAAAAUAAAAAGCAAAUUGAAAGAUUUUUUUCUUGUUUACUCUGAAAAAAAGAACUAACUUGUUUGAAUUGUUUUACAUUGUCUUAUCAGUGCCUUUUUUGGCUGACUCUGCAGUAUGGGUUUUGCUCAUUAUUGAAGUCGAACAGUGACCUAUAGUUGUUA
Molecule: messenger RNA, 1358 nt
Organism: Mytilus trossulus (common blue mussel)
Lineage: Eukaryota; Metazoa; Mollusca; Bivalvia; Mytilida; Mytilidae
Exons: 3
Coding region: 479-1180 (233 amino acids)
Source: RefSeq, a predicted model, not a curated record